AUGAAGGUCCUCAUCCUUGCCUGCCUGGUGGCCCUCGCCCUUGCAAGGGAGGAAGAACUCAGUGUAUCCAGUAUGACUGUAGAAAGCCUUUCAAGCACAGAUGAAUCCAUUACACAUAUCAAUGAGCAGAAACCUGAGAAGUUUGAAAGUGACAAACAGCAGCAAAGAGAGGGCAAAUGCCAGGACAAAAUCCAGUCCCUUGUCCAGCCACAGCCUCUUCUCUAUCCUUUCGCUGAGCCCUUCCCUUACAAUGUCCUUCCACAAAACGGUCUGCCUCUUGCUCAGCCUGCUGUGGUGCUGCCUAUCCUUCAGCCUGAAGUGAUCAGAGGCCCCAAUACUAAGGAAACCAUCUUUCCUAAACGCCAAGUGAUGCCUUUUCUUCAGUCUCCAGGAGUGUCAAUCUUUCAACACCAAAUCCCAAAUCUCAGUGAUGUCAAAAUUCCACAGCUUCCUCUGCCUCUGCUCCAGCCCAUGAUGCACCAGGUCCCUCAGCCUCUUCUUCAGGCUCCCAUGCUUCCUCCUCAGCCCCUGCUUUCCCUUCCUCAGCCCAAAGCCCUGCCUCUUUCCCAGCAAGUGAUCACCCACCCCCAGAGAGAUAUGCUCAUCCAAGCCCUUCUGCUAUGCCAAGAGCCUCUGCUUGACCCCACCCAGAAUUCCAACCCUGUGACUCAACCUAUUUCCACAGUUUAUAAAUUACAGCAAUUAAACCAUUACACCUGUGCUUUGCACCUUCAAAAGCACCCAGCAUCAGAUGUCAAAUUUUAUGGUCACCCUCAAGGAAAAAAAGUUUCAAAUGCAAAAUCUGAAUCACAGCUCUGUAAUUUAACAGCUAAGUACAUGAUAAAUGUUCCACUGCUCCAUAUUACUGACAACUUACAUCAGAGCAACAGGAGCCAGUACCAGAGUCAGAAUGAGCUGGGAUACUUGCUUUUAGCGAGUACUGUUCCCAAACCAAAGACUAACAGGAAGCUUUAA
Pteronotus mesoamericanus is the source of this 975-nucleotide messenger RNA. Its product is annotated as beta-casein-like. The record is from RefSeq and is a predicted model, not a curated record. Bases 1 to 975 code for a protein of 324 amino acids. Lineage: Eukaryota; Metazoa; Chordata; Mammalia; Chiroptera; Mormoopidae. Gene Ontology annotation, cellular component: extracellular region. The transcript is spliced from 8 exons.